Messenger RNA from Scaptodrosophila lebanonensis, 926 nucleotides. RefSeq lists its product as uncharacterized. The record is from RefSeq and is a predicted model, not a curated record. The transcript is spliced from 3 exons. NCBI's taxonomy places the organism in Eukaryota, Metazoa, Arthropoda, Insecta, Diptera, Drosophilidae. The coding region runs from base 477 to 926 and encodes 149 amino acids.
AUCAGGAGUUUUACUCUCAGUUUGACAUGUUAUAGCCUAAAUCUGCAAGACAUUUCAUAAUAAAAUAUUAAAAAAAUAUAUAUAUAUUAUACUCUUUUACCCUAUACGGGUAUAAAAAUUAUAAAUCCAUUUAGAUUUCUGAAUAGUUUUCAGUGUGCUCGAGAGCCUUACUGGGUCUAGCCAGGCGAAUGCCGGAGGCGUUCAGUUUAGUUCGUAUGUAGUGCUAAGCCAUGCGACAACAAUGACCACAGUUCCGCCGCCAUUCCACGCGACGUGCUAACAUUUAUCGAUUUUUGAUAUCCGCAAACAUAAAGGUGUAUGUGUGGGUGUGCUUUGGUUGCUGGAAUUUGCUAAAAGUGUCGAGUGGAUACGAUUAUCGAGUAUUUGAAGCAACUUUUAUGUGGCUCCCAGCAGCUGCAGCGCAUAUGUACAUGUAGGCCCCUCGACCGGCGAUAAGAGACAUCGACGGCCUAUACAUGAGCAUGCUGGGCUUUGUCUAUCUGGUUCUUAUACUGGGCUGGAUACUGAUCGUACUGUUUUUGAAAUGCAAGAAAUCUCUAGCGGCGCCAUUUGCCUUCGGCGACAAUUAUACCGACGCCAUUGCCGAAACUGAUCGUCGACCCUCGGUACAUGUAAUACAAUUGCCAAGCGAGGAUCUUGAACAGGAGGAGCGCUUUAUUAAUGGUUUUCAUCGGAACACUGCCAAUUUGCAGCGCCAUUCGCAUCGAUCACAACGCUCGACCCUGGACCAGCGCACCAUUGAGACAACCUACCCUACAGAUGCGGUAGUUAAUCCUGCAUAUACCAACGACGAGGACUAUGUGAUAAACGCGCCGCCACCUUCCUACGAGGAAGUAAUGCGACAGCCUCAGGUGUAUCCGCAGGUGCGGUCCAACAAUCGUAAGAUAAGCGAUAUGAACAUUUGA